UUCCAACCCAUCUUCCUUACCUUCGUACUGUAUAUGUGAUUUUGUUUUUUAUCGAUUUAACAAUAAAUCUUCGUUCUACCAGAAACAUGUGUGCCAAAUUACUGCGAAAUGUUGAAAUAAAAGCGCGUCUCACUGGCAAGGAGCAAUGGCAACAACUCAUUGAACUUGCAAGUAAUUUAACGAAGAGCAAGGGUGAAAUUAUCCUGCAGCGCGACAUCUUCUUCCAUUCGAAGCAAGGACGUCUUAAGCUCCGCUAUUUGCUGCACAAGAAAUCCGAGUUAAUCUACUACGACAGACCGGAUGUUGGAGGGCCAAAGUUAAGUUCAUUUCACAAAGUUGACCUUGAGGAUCCGGAAACGAUGGAACAGAUGCUCGACAAGUCUAUUGGCACAAAGGGAAAGGUUCAGAAAGAGCGUUACUUGUUCUUGCACGAAGGAACUCGCAUUCAUCUGGACAAUGUCGAUGGUUUGGGAUACUUUUUGGAGUUUGAGGCAGUCUUGAAGCCAGAUGAAAGUGUUGAGAGCGGCGAGAAACGACUCCAUGACUUAUUGCAGGUCUUUAACAUUCCAAAGGAAAAUCUCAUGGAGGGCGCUUACAUGGAUGAGUUAAUGAAAAAUGAUUAGAAAAGUGUAAAAGUUACAAAAUGAAAAUGGUUUCCCUACGUACUUAACGUACAUUUAACUAACAUUGCCAAGUUUUUUUUUUCUAAGAGUCAAUUCUUGUUAAAAAUAAAGAAGAAGAAGCCUCUUCUUGUUUGAUAAAAAGUA
This is a messenger RNA of Culicoides brevitarsis, 767 nucleotides long. RefSeq lists its product as uncharacterized. The transcript has a single exon. The record is from RefSeq and is a predicted model, not a curated record. Bases 87 to 623 code for a protein of 178 amino acids. Lineage: Eukaryota; Metazoa; Arthropoda; Insecta; Diptera; Ceratopogonidae.